AUGUCUCAACUUGCCCCAACAUUACCUACUUUCGUCGAGCUCGGCGUUACCCGCCAAGAAACAACCGCAACCGAAAAAAUACCUACGGUUGUCGGUCAACGACACAAACCUGCCACGUCAAAAAAGAGAGCCUCUAAACAAGAAGACUCCGACGACUAUGAAGGGAACAUAAAUGAGCCGGCGGAUUACCGUCCGUACCCCGUAACAAAUACGAAAAUCAAAAGGACAAAGUAUUCUACUUCUCUGGAUUCUCGGGGUUACAUUCCUGUAUACGAAUUUACCAUUAACGACCAACCGAUCAUGUGGGAUCGAGAAAACGGUUAUGUUCACUUCACAGGAAUUUGGAAAGCCCUCGGGAAUAAUAAAGCCGAUAUUGCUAGAUUGGUGGACACACAUCCUGAUCUGGCUUCGACAAUCAAGAAGGUCAGAGGAGGAUUUCUCAAAAUUCAAGGAACCUGGAUGCCUCACGACAAAGCGCAUGAGCUUUGCCGUCGGACGUGUUAUCAUGUUCGCGAGGAUCUCAUACCUUUAUUCGGACCAUCCUUUCCCUCGCAAGCUUUGGAUCCAUCGCAGCCAGGAUUCGGUCGACUCACACUCUCUGAUUCAAUGCCAACCAAAAAAAGGCAAAGACGUAAGCCCAAAGACACACGCGUGGACAAUGCGCCUCCCACAAAUAAAGGCAAAACAAAAGCAAUCAUUAAGAUGCUAGCGUCGCCGAUCGAAGAAGUCAAUGAAAACUCCCACGACAUCAUAAUGCAGGAAACCCAAGGGGAUGAUGGUCGUUCUUUCGAUUAUUAUCAUCAAAAUACCGACGGUCAAGGUCCAGAUAAUAAUCAUCGUCACUUGGUCAUACUUCGUAAGCAGAAACGUCCCAUCGAGGAAGCUCAUCUCAUUGAAACGAUCGUCGAUGAUAUGAAGAUAUCCAAACGAAGGAGACAAAACUCGCCGGAGAACGGUAGCCUCGGCGACGACGAAGACUCCUCCACUGACGAGGAAUGUAUCAACAAUUUACGGAUUAACCGUCGCGGAUCUGACUCCGCUUAUUCCAGUUCCUCACAACGAUGUGAUCAGCACCACCAAUUUUUACCUGUCGAUAGUGCACCGCUGGAAAGUUCAUAUGAAUUUCAUCAUCAUCUCUCACCCUACUCGUCCUCCAUCCCUAACUCCCCUGUUAGCAACAAUGCACAUACUUCUGGCACUUACACCCCAUACCCUCCUCCCACCGUACAUCCGUCAUCACUUCACCAACCUCCAUCACCUUUAACCGAACAAGAUUUGUAUGAAGCGAUUAAGGCCACCGUCGCGUUACAACAAUUAUCGCAAGAUAAUGGUUCUCGUCCCUUGCAAAAGGAUCAGAUAUCGAAUGCAUGGCCCAGAAAUUUUAUAAUGGGAAAUCGCGAGUUUCAAUUUAUCGGAUGCCGAUAUCGUGUCGUUCGCUAUUGGUAA
This is a messenger RNA of Acaulospora morrowiae, 1446 nucleotides long. The record is from the annotation of a GenBank genome assembly. Lineage: Eukaryota; Fungi; Glomeromycota; Glomeromycetes; Diversisporales; Acaulosporaceae.